AUGUCCGGCGGUUUCGCGGUUUUGCUCGACGACGUCGAGGAUCUCGCGCAGGAUCUCGCGCGGUUCGCGCUCGCGGACGCGCCGGCGUCGUGCUCCGACCGCGACGCGUCCGGAUCGGACGGCGACGACGACGGUCACCCUCGACCGCGCGGUGCCGACAUCGUCCGCGUCGCUCCGUCCACCGUCGCGCCGCCCGAGCGCCCGCUGACGUCGACACCGCCGCGGGUGAUCCUCCUGGACGACCCGGGAUCGUGCGCGGACGCGAUGCGCGAGCUCAUCGCCCGCGGCGAGCCGUGCGCGGUGGACUUCGAGGGCGUCGCGCUGUCGCGCACUGGCGCCAUCUCUCUCGCGCAGGUGGCGCCGCCGAACGGACCCGUCUACCUCGUCGACGUGGCGUGCAUGGGCGCCGCCGCCUUCGACGAGGGCCGCCUGGGCGAGCUCCUGGGCGCGACGCACCCGCUCAAGCUCGUCUUCGACUGCCGCGGCGACGCGGACGCGCUCCACCACCAGUUCGGCGUGCGCAUGCGCGGCGUCUUCGACGUGCAAGUGGCGUUCUGUCUCAAGAAGGACGUGGACCACGGCGGGAAGCGAGGCGCGUACCUCAUGGGCCUGCGCAAGGCGCUGAAGGAGUGCCCGGGGUUGGACGACGAGGCACGUCACGAGUUGGACGCCGUCAAGUCCGCGGGCGCGUCGUUAUUCGCCCCGGAGCUGGGAGGUUCGUACGACGCGUGGACGAAGCGACCGAUGCAUCCCGACUUGGUCAAAUACGCCGCAGCCGACGUCACGUACUUGCACCACAUGCACCGGACGUGGCGAGGGUUUUGCGGGGAGAAGAAGAUGGCGGCGGUGACGGAGCGACGGAUGCGGGAGAGGAUCGAGUCCCCCGAGGGGUUGGAGCAGGGGACGGAGGCGGCGAAACGACGGGGGUCCAGGCGAGAGAAGUUCUUCUGA
This is a messenger RNA of Micromonas commoda, 951 nucleotides long. RefSeq lists its product with no specific name. The transcript has a single exon. Gene Ontology annotation, molecular function: 3'-5' exonuclease activity; nucleic acid binding. Gene Ontology annotation, biological process: nucleobase-containing compound metabolic process. Lineage: Eukaryota; Viridiplantae; Chlorophyta; Mamiellophyceae; Mamiellales; Mamiellaceae. The coding region runs from base 1 to 951 and encodes 316 amino acids. The record is from RefSeq and is a predicted model, not a curated record.